Molecule: messenger RNA, 4996 nt
Organism: Tachyglossus aculeatus (Australian echidna)
Lineage: Eukaryota; Metazoa; Chordata; Mammalia; Monotremata; Tachyglossidae
Gene: USP6NL
Product: USP6 N-terminal like
Exons: 16
Coding region: 363-2897 (844 amino acids)
Source: RefSeq, a predicted model, not a curated record
GAAGCAGAUCUUGGAUUAUGAUCAAGUGAACAAAAAUAAGUCAGAAAGUACUAAAACAUACCUGGAGACUGUAAACGUGACCUCAUUUGGAAUAUGAAUUGCAAAACACAGCUAAAUCAGAAUUACAUCAGAAUCCGAGAGUUGCCAUAGGCCCAGGUGGCCAGCGAUGAAGGGAGUGGAUUAUACUGAGCCUUGUAGUUCCCUCAGUGGAUUACUGGCCUUGUUCAGAAGACUUGGAAGCAAGUGUUACUGUGGACUAGAAAUGUCUUCUCACAGGUCAUGUAUUCCUUUGGGAAACCUUCUUGGACAAUUUACCUUGGGUUGAUACUUGACUUGGACUGUACACAUAGACACUUCCAGUCAUGAGUUCAGACACUGAACAGGAUGUGGCACUCAAACUUGCCCAGGAACGAGCCGAAAUUGUUGCAAAGUAUGACAAAGGGCGAGAAGGUGCACAGAUUGAACCAUGGGAAGAUGCUGAUUACCGUGUUUACAAAGUCACCGAUCGAUUUGGAUUUUUACAUGAGAACGAGCUCCCUUAUCACAAUGCAGUCGUAGAACGGCAAAAACAGCUGGAGAUCGAAAGAACGGCAAAAUGGCUAAAAAUGCUGAAAGGCUGGGAAAAAUACAAGAACACUGAAAAGUUUCAACGGAGGAUUUAUAAAGGAAUUCCACUCCAGCUCAGAGGUGAAGUCUGGGCUUUACUUCUCGAUGUCCCUAAAAUGAAAGACGAGACAAGAGACCUUUAUAAUAAAUUGAAACAUCGAGCACGAGGAUGUUCACCUGACAUCAGACAAAUUGAUCUUGAUGUCAACCGGACAUAUAGGGACCAUAUUAUGUUUAGAGACCGAUACGGAGUUAAGCAGCAGGCUUUAUUCCAUGUACUAGCUGCAUAUUCUAUGUACAAUACGGAGGUUGGAUACUGUCAAGGAAUGAGCCAAAUUACAGCUUUGCUGCUCAUGUAUAUGAAUGAAGAAGAUGCUUUCUGGGCCUUGGUGAAAUUACUCUCAGGACCCAAAUAUGCUAUGCAUGGAUUUUUUGUCCAAGGUUUCCCGAAACUUUUGAGAUUUCAAGAGCACCAUGACAAAAUACUGAAGAAAUUUCUGUCUAAACUCAAGCAACAUUUGGAUUCUCAAGAAGUCUUCACCAACUUUUACACAAUGAAAUGGUUUUUUCAGUGUUUCCUUGAUCGUACGCCUUUUACCCUAAACCUCAGGAUCUGGGAUAUCUACAUCCUCGAAGGAGAGCGAAUACUCCCGGCUAUGUCUUAUACAAUUUUGAAGCUACAUAGAAAACAGCUGAUGAAAUUGUCAAUGGAAGAGCUGGUAGAAUUUCUCCAAGAAACACUAGCCAAGGAUUUUUUCUAUGAAGACGAUUUCGUAAUAGAGCAACUUCAGAAUUCGAUGGUGGAACUGAAACGAGCGAAGUUAGAUCUCCCGGCACCUGGUAAAGAGGAUGAAUUUCCAAAGAAACCUUUGGGUCUGCUUCCACCUGAGCCUCAGCUUCCCAUCCUUAAUCAAAUGAGCAAUGGCCAGAGCAAUAUUAGCAUGUCGAGCUCUCAUGUAGUGAAGAGGAGUGACAAGAGUUCGGUUUCUCCUGAAAAAAGGCAAGGAACUUCACCACGGUUCCGAAACAGAAUCGAUUCCCUGGACAUGGUUUCUGCAAAGCAUCUACGACAGGGAUCUUCAGACAGACAGAGUGGACAACUUAAGAAUGAAGUCGAUUUUCGCAGAAAACCUCCGCCGGGCAUCCAAGACACUUCCAAGCAAUACAACAAUGCUGCUGCUAACCAAAAUUCGAAUGCCAUUUCCAACCCCAGAAGGGACUUUGUGCCCAAGUGGAAUAAGCCUUCAGAAGUGUCGGUAAUGGAAAGAACUGGGAAGCGAGCCGUGGAAGGCAGAGGAAGAGCAGGAAACCACACAUUUCUGAGCUCACCGUCAAGUCCUGGUGACCCGAGGACCCUGAAUAUGAGGCAGAAAAUUAAGGUUCUGGAUCCCGAUGAGAGUAAGAGAGGGUCCAAUGCAUCCCAGUAUGACAAUGUUCCAGGGAAUGAAAAUGAGAACGGCACACCUAGCACGUCCAUUGAAGAGGCACUAGAAAGAGUCCACCAACCAAGCCCAAGGAAGGCAGUUUACUCUAGCAGCCCUAAACAGCACCCGGAGCGAAGUGCUAGUCCAUCCAAAGUAGCCAAUCAUUUUACUUUUAAUAUGCCGCCACCAAAUUCCCCAAGGUACCCGGCUCAAUUUGAUGGAUUCGAUCCUGCACCUUCUGUCAAAAAGCCCCCCCCAUUAUACAGCAACCCGCCCGUGUACCACGGAAGCUCUCCCAAACACAUCGCUGUGGUUAACACAAAUUUGACACCGCCACAGAAUAGUCAUGGGAAUCAAAUCAGUCCUUCUAGAAGACCUUACGACUCUAACCUUCCGGUAGAUUUUUCUCCUGAGAAAUCGUACAACCGCUCCACUGUGGUGUUACCAUCCAACCGAGUAGAGGUCCUACCUACUAUUGACGCCAGCGGAGCAAGAUCCUUUACGGGAAAUUCGAGAUCACCGAUGGGCGGUAAAUUCAUAAUUCCUCCAGUGGAUUAUUUGCCAGAUAGCAGCAAAUGGCCAGAAGUCACUUAUCCAUACAGACCUGAGAUACAUGGACAGUCAUGGAAUCGUGAGGCUAACCGAGGCCACGUAGGCAAUUUACCGAAAUAUUCAGCCUUCCAGCAUAUAACCAUUCAAGACCAUCACCUUCCAACCGUUUCAGUAGAUAGCCCAAUAAGGUAUAGAACUUCACCAUCUUUGGAAGAUGCUGGCUUACCUCAAUAUCAAUAUUCAGGCCCACCACCCACAGUACGACAUUACAGAAACCGGGAUGAACUGUCUAUACAUGAGUCAGUGUUGCUGUGACACUCCAAUUAUGAUUUCUAAACAAAAGAGAAGAGAAACUAUAUAAGAUCUACAUUGCUAUGUUUGUAAUUGCCAAAGCAGUAUUUUAUACAAUUGUGGAUAUUUUGUGCAAUUCUUUGUUAAUACUAAGAAUAUAAAGCAGUUUCAAACUGGGCGGAAGCUGCUGAAGCUGAGCAUUUUAAAUUGUAACAUCAUCGAACCUGUUCAAAGGAUACUUUACGUAAACAUAGCAAUAGGAAAUAGGGUUGUGUGCACAAUGCGAUUUACUCAUUAGCACUGUUCUGUUUUUAAUUGCCUAGAUUUGUGAUCAUUCUCCCAGAUUGGAGCAUUUUUACUCCAUUUGUCAGCUAUAUUCUGAUUGAUUUUACAAAGCACUGAAAAACACUGUGUCCAGAUAGAUUUUUAUAUUUUUUAUAAUUAACUCUAGUAUCUGAAACCACCAGUAGCUAGCUAGAUUUCUGCACAAACACUGGGGAAGAAGAGUGAAGGAAACUGACAGAUUUCUAUUUCCGUAUGUCAGCCUAUGAAAUUAUUUUAUGCAUACACUAACUUUUUUUAAAGAACUGAUCGCGCUUAGCAUUUUAAAACCCACUGCCUUGUUAACCCAAGCACAAAACUGAAAGGAAGGGUUGCCCUGCACUAUUAUUAAUGCAGUUUCUCCCAGGAUGCUGCUCUUUCCUUUGGUUGCUGCCAUCUCUUUUUCAAGGUGACAAAUAGACAGGGAAAGACUCGGGAGGCUAAAGCACCACUGCUGUCUGUGCUAGCUAUGCAAUGGUGCUUCAUGGUAACUCAGAGGGGUCAAUUACAGAUGUGCAGGGAACGGUGCUGCCAUUUCACCAAAGUCAAGGUCACUACUGGGUCUAGUGCAAAUCUUCAGAACCUUACAGAGUUGAGUGCAAAGGGGCCCAUAGGACCCACUGUUGUAAUGUUAGGCUUGUAAAUUCCAGUUUAGCAAGGUGCAGGGGACAUUACUAAUCACCUAGCAUCUUCCUGACUGACACAGUAAGCUCCUGUACCUUUGACUUGGAGAACAGGUUUGAUUAGAUGACCAGUGGUUUAUCUAGCCCUUUUACCACUCACAUUUGGGCCCUCUGUUGCCACUUUCCUGUUUGUCGAAAAAAAUGGAGGUAGCCCUUCUGAGGGAUACUGCUCCUCCAUCAAGUCGUUAGGUUAUCGAAAUAGAAAAUUGAGUACCAUCGUCAGUAGGCAGCAAAGUAAAUUUCCGUGUAGAGUUGUAAAAUUUGGAUGUUUUCCAUUUUUUAAAAAAUGGGGUUCCUCUGCCUCCACUGUGAAAAAUUGCUGGCUAAAUGGCUUAGUCUUUAAUAGUCUUAACAGAUGGAGAUUUCUUCAGACAAGCUAAUAUUACACUACAAAUACUAUGUCGGUGAGUUCUUGCGGGGCACUUAAAAGAAAAUUCACCAUUUUAUCGUUUAUGUGUGUUUGAUUGGGGAGUUAGUAUCUACUGAUUACUUGUGCUGUGUGAAUCAUGGAAAAUGGGGAACUUCCUUAUUUUCUCAUGAGCAUAGCUGUCAAUUCUUGCUAACAGGUUAAUUCUCUAAAGUUUUAAGGUACAGAAAUAAAAUGUCUUUUUAAAUGGAAGUAACAUUUAUAUAGCUAGUGAAUGUGACAAACCUUGUUUUCUGUAUAUAAUGAGUCUGAUGUAAUUUUAAUGAACUUGGUAAUGAUAUUUUCAAAUGGCAGAAUGCAGUGCAUUAACAACUAAAUACUACAGUGGAGCUCAAACAAAAUUCUUAUCAUUAAUACAAUUGAGCUCUUGAUUGUGAUUGCUUAUGGCAGUUUAGAAGUAUAUGUAUAUAAUAGUGUAGUUGAGGGUAAUAAUCCCCAAAUUGAAACCAUGGUUUUGUGAUUCGUAAUAAAUUGAGCUGUACAAUUUACUUCAUGAUAGCAGCCCAGUGCUGCUCCAGAAAUGUGUAUCAACAAUGGUAAAUACUGUAGAUUUUAUAUAUAUAUAUAUAUAUAUAUAUAAAAUAUAUUCACACUAUUUUCUUAUGUCACUAUCACAAUUUUUAAUUGUGUAUUCUUUUAAUGUGACCAUUUUAACACGCUAAAAGUAAUAACAAAGAAUAUUUUGUAAUGUC